This is a messenger RNA of Quercus lobata, 801 nucleotides long. RefSeq lists its product as uncharacterized. The transcript is spliced from 2 exons. The record is from RefSeq and is a predicted model, not a curated record. NCBI's taxonomy places the organism in Eukaryota, Viridiplantae, Streptophyta, Magnoliopsida, Fagales, Fagaceae. Bases 1 to 801 code for a protein of 266 amino acids.
AUGCUCCUGAAGGCACAAAAGUAUAUGAACGCGGAAGACGCUUUAGCUGCCAUAAAAGAUGCUGAGAGACUAGGGGACAAGUUCAAAGGAGAAGACGACCGCAGAGGGCAAAAGAGAGACAGACCAGAACGUCGGAACAACGACGGGAAUAGAAGGAGAGACGACAAAAAUCCUCGUCAGAACAAAUAUUGCCGGUUCCAUAGAGACCACGGUCACAACACAGAAGAAUGCAGAGACCUGAAGGAACAAAUAGAGGAAUUAAUACGGAAAGGAAAGUUACAGAAGUAUGUAAAGAAAGGAGAAUAUGGCAAGUUCAGAGACGACAACAGGACCCAACAUGAAUCCUUUACUCGGGAUGACGACCAUCCGUCCCAACCUCCACGCAAAGUGAUCAGGGAGAUAAACACGAUCGCGGGAGGACCAUCCUCAGGGGGAUCAUUUAGAUCACUCAAAAAAGCAUGCCACAGACAGGUGAACAGCGUCCACACCAUGCCUCCGUCCAAGUACCGACGAACAUACCAAGACAUGUCCUUCAAUGAAGAAGAUGCCAGGGGAGUAAAGCAGCCUCACAACGAUCCCCUGGUCAUAGUACUGAAUAUAGAAGGGUUCAAUACCAGAAGGAUCCUUAUUGACAACGGGAGCUCAGCGGAUAUCAUCUACCUCCCAGCCUUCCAGCAGCUAAGAUUAGAUCCAAAAAGGCUCCGUCCUUUUGACUCUCCACUCGUCAGCUUCAGUGGAGACAGGGUCUACCCCAGGGGAAUAGUGACUCUGAUGGUGACGGCAGGGACCUACCCAUUGUAG